This is a messenger RNA of Onthophagus taurus, 1886 nucleotides long. NCBI's taxonomy places the organism in Eukaryota, Metazoa, Arthropoda, Insecta, Coleoptera, Scarabaeidae. The record is from RefSeq and is a predicted model, not a curated record.
CAUAAAAAUCCAGCUGUUAUUUUGACGUUUUUAAUUCAAAUCGUACAAAAUAGCGCAAGGUCUAAAACGGUUUUUCCUAAAUAUUCUAAAUAAACAAUGAAUAUUAAACUAUUUUUAUUAUUCUUAACUCUAAACACGUGCUGUGCUGGAAUUCAAGAUUACUUUCGUCAAAUAACAACUUAUUUCGGUUAUUCUAAUCGAAAUGAUGACCAAACUAGCUUGGAAGGUUUCCAACAGAAAAUACCUUAUGAAGUAUCCACAAUUGAUGAAAAAUUCAUUGAAGAAGCAGCAAAAUUAACAGGUGUUGCUUUAUCAGAGCUUGAUAAAUGCCAACAGAGGAUUGUACUUAGAUUGAAGAAGGGGUGUCAUGAAAUGAAUGAUGAAGAGGUAUCUAAAAUGGCUGUAAUGCUAUUAAAUUGCCAAUCAGCUAUUGAGGAACGUAGAUUAUAUCCAUGCAAUGAAAAUAUGUCCAUAAAAGAAUGUACCGGUCAAAUGGACGCUGAUACAUGGAAUGCUUAUCAUUUAAUGGCUAAUCGAGUGCGUGCUGUUUGUUAUACAGCAAGACAAAGUCAAUUUAUUGGAAUUACAGAGCAUACAAUUAAUAGGUUAUUAGAUACAUCUCGAAAUCAGGUCGAAACUUUAGAUAAGUUGGUUAAUGAACAAGAACAUUUAAGAGAUAUUGCACAAAAUACUUUAAAAAAUGUUGCUCAAGGAAAUGAAGAAUUAAAACAACAACAAGAAGAUAUUGCAAAAUCACAAUUUCAUGGGCAAUUAGUUAUUGAAGAUAACAUAAGGCGUUUGGUACAAGAAAAGGAAUUAAUUAAUGAAAGUCAUGGAAGAUUAGCUGAGAUGACUAAAAACGUUCAAAAGAAAUUAGAAGAAGCCACAAAACAAUUAGAAGAUCAAACUGAAAUGACUAACAUUAACCAUAAAGAGUUGUUAGAAGAUUUAAUUGAAAUUCAAAGACGCACUCAAGAAAUUUUUGAACGAAUCGAUGAAUCCAGUAGACUUUUAUUACUUCAAAACCAAGAGGCUCAAAAACAAUAUGAUUCAACAAUGAAACAAUUAAAUGAUGUCAAUUCCACUGUGCAUUCUUUAGUAUCCAUAGUUUAUUCAACAAGAGAGGUUUUAGAAGACAAAUUAACAUGGAUUUCGACCGCAUUAGGUGGAACUGAUAUUGCUGUUGAUCGUCUUUAUUUGCUUUUAUGGCAUAUAUCCUUUAUUGUAAUUGGAAUGAUUAUCUGUGCCUUUUUAAGUUGUAACAUACCAAGUAGGAUUUUAAUCACCAUCAUUCCAAUCGCAAAUUUAACAUGUGGAUUAUACGAUAUUUCGAUACCUUUGAAUCCAUUUGAUCUUUUAAUAAGCACAUUUACAACGUUAUUGGUGACAAACAUGUUAUUUAUUGGGGGAAAACUAUAUAUGAAACGUUCUAAUCAAAUUUCUAGUCCUAAAUUUUUAAAAUCAAAGCCCGAAAAUGAAAUGAAUGAAGAAAAUAAGACUUUUGAAUAUGUGGCUAAAGAAUCUUCGUUUUAUGGGAAUUAUUCAUCGUCGGAAAAAUGUACUGAAGCUGAAGAUAAUGUUUCUGAGUUUUGUAGUCCAACACCGCCUCUUUCUAGAUCUGGUUAUUACAGUUCUAGAUCUAGAAGUCGAACACCGUUACAUAUAAAUACUUCGUCGUUAAAAUCACCCUGUAAAGCACUCACAAGAAUUGGUGCUCCAUGUAAAUUAUUUUCUACACCGGGAAGAGAUUAUUGUUAUAAGCAUCAAAGUGGAAGUUCAAUUGUGUUAUAACAUAUUUUAGGAGAAAUAUUUUUUAUGUUAAGAUUUUAGGGGGUAAUUAAGGUUAUAUGUAACAUAGAAGAAAUCUAUAUACAAUUAACAUUUGA